Messenger RNA from Oppia nitens, 1231 nucleotides. RefSeq names its product ADP-ribosylhydrolase ARH3-like. Gene Ontology annotation, cellular component: mitochondrion; nucleus. The record is from RefSeq and is a predicted model, not a curated record. NCBI's taxonomy places the organism in Eukaryota, Metazoa, Arthropoda, Arachnida, Sarcoptiformes, Oppiidae. Bases 101 to 1213 code for a protein of 370 amino acids. The transcript has 2 exons.
UGAAUGACUGUAUUGAACACAGAUGUCAUACAAAUGGGUGUAAUGUUUGUAAACAUUGUGUGAAAUGUGAAACUAAUUUGUGGUUAAAAUAUAACAUAAAAUGUUAAAUCAACGGAUGUCGGCGUCGGUGACCAACUUAUUGAGCCGUUUUCGCGGUUGUCUUGUCGGUGGACUCAUUGGCGACUGUCUCGGCUCACCCUUCGAGGGCGACGAUCCGAUCAGUCGAUCUGUUUUACAAAACUUUAUGGACAAACAAUUGAAGGAAUCGUCGAAAUUGUUUCAGGUGUUUUCCUAUACUGACGACACGGCAAUGACAAAGUCUAUGGUCGAGUCAUUUGUUCAGAUGAAGAGUUUUGACGCCAAAGACAUGUCCAAGAAGUUUACAAUGGAGUAUAUUAAGGAACCGAAGCGCGGAUACGGCGGUAAUGUUGUGGACGUGUUUUCGGCUCUCAAUAGCAUUAAUUAUGAACAUCCAUACGAACCGGCGCGCCAUCAGUUUAACGGUACCGGAAGUUACGGCAACGGCGGAGCUAUGAGAACCAGUCCGGCCGCUCUGUUCGGAUAUAAUUUAUCGGAUAAAGAGUUGAUCUCUUUGGCGGCCAAUUGCGCUCGGAUUACACACUCACAUCGUAACGGCUUUAACGGUGCAAUACUUCAAUGUUUGGCCAUUCGUUUAGCAUUAGACACCGAGACAUCGCAAACGGAUCAAUCGUUUGACAUCAACUUAUAUCUGAAUCGAUUAAUUGAAAAAAUGAAUGAAAUUGAAGUAAACGGUUGUGAAAGUGAUUCAGAAAGUGAUGGACUAAAUACUAAUGGGUUAUCGAGGACUCCAUAUACGGAUAAAUUGAAAAAAAUAAAAGAGUUAUUUAGUGAUGAGUCUAAAAUCAAGGGAUUGUCGUCUGAAAGAGUGGCUUAUCUUUUUGGAAACGAUGUGUCGGCUCUUAACUCAGUUCCGUCGGCUAUUUAUUGUGCACUGAGAGCGCAAAAGCCAAUCGAUGACAUUGAAAGUGAUAAUCCGUUUGUGCGGACACUAUAUUUUGCCUUAUCUUUAGGCGGAGACACCGAUACUAUUGCAUCGAUGGCCUGUAGUAUAGCGGGUGCUCUAUAUGGACACCAAUUGAUUCCUAAUGUUUUACAAAAACGUUGCGAAGAUAUUGAUUUAAUAGUUAAAUAUGCGGAUAAUUUAUAUAGCUUUGUGUCAAAUGUUGAUUAAAUAUACGUAUAAAUAAAU